Bactrocera oleae (olive fruit fly) is the source of this 11869-nucleotide messenger RNA. It is a transcript of the gene raptor, whose product is annotated as regulatory associated protein of MTOR complex 1. Lineage: Eukaryota; Metazoa; Arthropoda; Insecta; Diptera; Tephritidae. Gene Ontology annotation, cellular component: cytoplasm; TORC1 complex. Gene Ontology annotation, molecular function: protein binding; protein-macromolecule adaptor activity. The record is from RefSeq and is a predicted model, not a curated record. Gene Ontology annotation, biological process: TORC1 signaling; cellular response to starvation; positive regulation of cell growth.
AAAAAUUUCUUUAGGUAGUCUUAGGGUUAAUAUUUCUGUGCUCUUAAAAAACAACGGCAACUCUACCGGCUGAACUCGAAUGUUAUUGACGAAUGGGGUACGCAAACACAAAAGACGCGAACUGCCAAUUAAAGCAGAAUAACCAAUAAAAUUUGAUAGAAACGUCAAAUGCGGUAAAGAAUUAAAAGAAUGCUGCGUAUUUUUCAGUCUAACGUGGUUUUCAAUUAAAAGUAAAAAAAUUGUGGUAAUUAAAAAUUGGAAACGCAUUAAAGUCGUUAAGUGCAUACAAAAUGCGCAAAAGUGAUGUGUUAUAAUGCGAAUCUAGCAAAAAUUGUGCUUUGUUAUUAGUCACCAUCGACAAAACGUAUUGCUCUGUGUAUUGAACAGUUACGGGAUAUCAGACUUAGGUGGGUCUGAACCAAAAAGCGGCUUCAAAGUUCUGAGCGUUAUAUACCGAUCGAAGAAAAAUAUUUGACGCAGCUAUAUUCCUACAUAGUGCAGAAAUUUUAUAAGCAACUCAAAUUUGGAAAUUCAGCCUAAUAAUUAGGAAAAUAAGUGUCACAGGCAAAGUCGGCCUUAAGUCGGUCAGGGUCAUUUAUAAUCGACCUUUUGACAGACAGUUAGUGAUAUUUGCCAUAUAUCAAAAGGAGUGUGUUGUUUCUGAAAUUUGAUAUAUAAAUGGAAAGUGUUCGCAAUUAUGGACGUCUCUCUACCUCCAUGGUUAGCAGCCGGAAAACGUCGAUGUCUGAUAAUCCACAAAUGCUACCGAUUCUACAACAGUUGACAAAUGGCUCCUUUGGUAUUAUAGUGCCUGACAAACAUUGUCCACUCUGUUUUCAAGCUAAACGACAUCAAGAGAGAAUCGAAGGCAUAAAAUGCAAAGCGGUAGCAUGGCGCAUACGGGAACGUAUGAAAACUGCUAGUGUGGUGUUAGUGCUGUGCCUUAACAUAGGCGUUGAUCCACCGGACGUCGUGAAAAUACAGCCAUGCGCACGCCUGGAGUGUUGGGUUGAUCCGUCUUCUGUAUCAGCACCAAAAGCUAUGGAACUGAUAGGUAAUAAUCUGCAAAUGCAAUAUGAACGCUGGCAGCCUCGUGCGCGUUAUAAGAAAUGUCAUGAUCCGACAUCUGAAGAUGUAAAGAAGUUGUGCACUUCACUGCGCCGCAAUGCAAAAGGUGAGCGCAUACUAUUCCAUUAUAAUGGACAUGGCGUGCCAAAGCCCACGGCAAAUGGUGAAAUUUGGGUGUUCAAUAAGACGUUCACACAAUACAUACCUUUGAGCAUAUUUGAGUUGCAAAGCUGGAUGGGUGCACCAUCAAUUUACGUAUACGAUUGCUCAAACGCCGGCAUAAUUAUAAAUUCGUUCCAGCAAUUUGCAGAACAACAUGAAAGAGACUUAGAAAGAUCUAGUCAACGCAUUGGAUCUGGACAGGCAUCUUCUCUGUUGACGCCAUUUGUAAGCUACAAAAAUUGCAUACAUUUGGCCGCCUGUUCGGUCAAUGAGAUAUUGCCGAUGAAUGCCGACCUUCCUGCAGAUCUCUUUACUUCCUGCCUAACGACACCCAUCAAUAUCGCACUAAAAUGGUAUACGAUGCAGGAGAAAUUCGAAUUAGUACCGCUCAUUCAAAGUGAGCAAGUCGAUAAAAUACCUGGAAAAGUAAACGAUCGACGUACAAUGAUGGGCGAGUUGAAUUGGAUAUUCACUGCAAUAACCGACACCAUUGCAUGGAACACUUUACCGCGUGAACUAUUUCAGCGCUUAUUUCGGCAGGAUUUGCUAGUUGCCAGUCUAUUUCGCAACUUUCUACUUGCAGAGAGAAUUUUACGUUCCCACGAUUGCACACCUGUUUCGCAUCCAGCAUUACCGCCCUGCUUUCGGCAUCAUAUGUGGUCUGCUUGGGAUUUAGUUGUCGAUUACGCUUUACAGCAAUUGCCUGAAAUACUGGAGAAAGGUGCACCAUAUCGUCAAUUACCAUUUUUCGAACAACAAUUAACGGCUUUUCAAGUUUGGCUCGAUCGUGAGUCCGAAUCACGAUCCCCACCGGAGCAGUUACCUAUAGUUCUGCAAGUCCUGUUGUCACAAGUGCACCGUUUACGUGCUUUAGAACUACUAGCACGCUUCCUCGAUUUGGGUCCAUGGGCGGUGAAUUUAGCUCUGGGUGUGGGCAUCUUCCCUUACGUACUUAAACUUCUACAAAGCUCCGCAAAAGAAUUGCGCCCUGUGCUGGUAUUUAUAUGGGCUAAAAUACUUGCAGUCGACCCAAAUUGUCAGGUGGAUUUGGUCAAAGAGCAUAAAUACUUUCUAUCAGUACUGCAAGAUACAUCAGUUUCUAAGGAACAUCGCACGCUCUCCGCAUUUGUGUUGGCUUGCAUAGUUAAUGACUUCCUUCUGGGGAAAACGAGCGCUUUGCAGGGUUCAUUGGUGUCGAUUUGUUUGGAGCAAUUGAACGAUGAAAGCUGGCUACUACGGCAAUGGCUGGCCAUAUGCUUAGGAAUGCUUUGGCAGAAUUUCGAGAAAGCCCGUUGGUCUGGAGUGCGCGACUUGGCGCACGAAAAACUGUAUCCCCUACUUAAGGAUCCCAUACCGGAAGUACGUGCAGCUGCUGUCUUUGCGCUGGGCACUUUUAUCAGUUCAGUCACGGAUCGAGAGGAGCAUGCAAAUAAUAUUGAUCGCAUAAUCGCCAUCACUCUCUUGGAUACAGUGGGUGAAGAUAUGUCACCUUUAGUGCGUUUAGAGUUGGCGGCAGCGCUACAAUGGAUGGUGCUGUUAUUUGAGUCGCAGUUCGUCACUGUUUAUAUGCAAGAGCAAAUGAGUAGUUCGAAUCCCGCUUUGGCACUAACCACAUCUGUGAGCGGUAGUGAACGCAGCGCCAGCAUAAGUCAUGGCAUGCCCAGUACGCCCAGCCCAUCGAUUGUACACCACUCGACGCACAGCUUGGAACGCCAUGUGUCUAUGCGUCGAGGCGCUAGCUCCAGUUCUAUAUCAAACAUGGUCUCCAGUGCCAUACCAUUUCAGUCAAUAUUUUUGCGUCUGUGGCAAGGUAUUUACAAUCUGGGUCAUGAUCCGUUUCCGGAGGUGGCUGCAACAGCGCAGAAAAUUAUUGCUUACGUUCGCGAUAAGUCGGUUGAUUUGAUUACCGCCAAAGAAGCUACCAGCGACAAGUGCAAUUCAAGUGUCAGUUUGCCACCGAGUCCGUCAACGCGUGGCAUUUUUUUAAGUGGAGAGUCACCGCCAGUAGGCGGCGGCGGUGUACAAGUUGGACAUCCAAACAUCAGCAACUGGGCAAACAAGUUGCGUAAUACAAAGUUGCUACCUGCCAAUGUAAUAAACAGUGGCGACCAUCAAAGUGUUUUGCAACGCAAAAUGCGCACUACCUCGAUGGGCGAUGAAACGGACAGUUGCGCACAACUAAAUGGUAGUCGCAGUACCGGCAUGUUGGGCGUUGGCAAUGCCGUCAGUGGUGUUGCCGGUUUAAGUAUCAAUGCAGUAGGCGGCAGUGGCAGCGGUGACGGUUCACGUUCAGCACACAGCAGCACGAGCGAAAACAACUACGAGCCGAAAUUUGUUCUUAAGCCUAUUCUGCAAACCGAGUUCAUAUCAUGGGCCAAUUCGUACUUCAUGCGACCUGGAAAGAAUCGCUACGCCUCCGCAGAAGGUACGGAAGGACAACAGGUGUUUCCCGCCGACACGAAUUCGCCUGAGUUACGCUCGCGCCACUUUCGUUUUCAUCGUAACGAGCUGAUACGUCGGCAAGCGAAAGAGCAACACAUACGCGGAAGCCGCAUUGAUACCCAAAUAUGCAUGCUGAAGACACAGCACACGCCUGCCAUUGUUAAAUUACUGCCAUACGAGCCGCAACUAGCCGUAGCCUAUAAAGAAAAGGUGCUCGUGUACGAUUGGGCUCGGAAUUCGGUGCGGUCCUAUAUACCACAGGCGGGCAGCAGUGCUGCGACGCGUAACCAUGUGGGCGAAUCCGGUGGGGCGUCCUCGUCGCCGUCAGCACACAUGCAGCAUCAUCAGCAACAAUAUUUACAACAACAACAGCAAAGCUUAACUUCUCGUGUUAGUGCCAUUGAAUUCUUGAAUGCACAGGACAUCGGCUUGAUACUGGUCGGUCAUGAGGACGGUGUGGUGCGAGUUUGGCAGCCCGGCACAGAUGAUCAUCCAGAGUCGCAGCUAAUCACUGCCUUCGAGGGUAUACCCGCAAUGAAUGCCGCCUGUACUAGUUCCUAUGGUAGUGGCGGCAGCGGCAGUGGCAGUGGCUCUGGUUCGUCUUCCCUGAAGCACCGUCGUGAUAUGAUGCGCACGGGCAUAGUUACUGCUUGGCAGCAAUGUCGACAGCACUUGGUGGUGGGUGGUGGAAUUUCACGUUACCUACGCAUUUGGGAUGUUGAACGUGAGCUGAAACACUGUGACAUACCGAUUGGCAGUGAGACGAGCGUACAGGUGCUGGCACCAUUCUCAUACAAUCUUAACAGCAGCAUUGUGGUGGCGGGUUGUGCUGAUGGGAGUGUGCGCCUGUUUGACAAACGACAGUCGCCGCAAGAGUCGCGCAUUUGUGUGUUUCGCGAGCACACCGGUGCCAUAUUAUCUGCAUGCAUGAAGGAGAAUCAACCAAUGCUGGUCACCGGUUGUUCACAAGGUCGAAUGCGUGUCUUCGACUUGCGGCAAGCAGCUGCAGUGCAGAGCUGGGAGGCGAACGUUGAUGUAGCCGUGAUUGCUAGUCAUCCGUCAGCAGACCUCUUGGCGUGCGGCAGUGCUCAGGGCAUUGCGCUGCAUCAGGAGAACGGGCGAGCGCUCAACACAUUGCGCGGCAAUGAGGGCUUUAUGGGCACGAAAAUAGGCUAUCCGACCUGUUUGUCGUUCCACUCGCACAAGGCCGCUCUGGCGGUGGGUUGUGUCGACAACACAGUCGUCGUUUACGAACCUGCUGCAGUUUUAUAAACUUUGCAACAAAUGGAAAAUCGAUGUUGAUAAAAAUCCAAAGACAUUUGACAAUUCAGAACGUUUUCUGCACGAACCCGAAAUAAUUGAUGCCGUUAACUAUAUUCGUCAUCGCACUCAAAUUCAAAAUAUCACCGCCGAAGACGCAAAGCUCAUCUAUACGAUAUGCGGGUUUGAAACAGCUUGGAAUCGUGGUCAAGAACCUUCUGUGUGGUGUAGUCUUUUUAAUCGGGACACGAUCAAAGCUUUCGAAUUUUUCGAAGAUCUAGAGUAUUUUUGGAAUGACGGCUAUGGUUAUGAAAUCACCCAUCGCAUGGCCUGUGCAGCGAUUAAAAAUAUGUUUGAAUAUAUUGAUCCAAAUUCCAACAAAUCGAAUGCUACAUUUUACUUUACUCACUCUGGCACUUUGUUAAAGGUUUUGGCGCAUCUUGGUCUUUAUAAAGAUGCAGAGCCUUUGACAUAUCGUGAUUUUGGGCGUGAACGCGCCUGGCGUACUAGCAUAAUCGACGCAUUCGCCACGAAUUUAGCUUUUGUGCUGUAUGAGUGUAAUAAUGAAAAUGGUCCUAUGGUAUUAACGUUGCAUCAGGAACGCCCGAUUCGCUUGCCCGGCUGUCCGCAAGAUCAAGAUCUCUGCAGCUUGAAAACACUAAAAGAGCAAUAUGAAAAACAUGUUUCGAGUUGUAAUUUUGAUGAGCUUUGUCAUAUUCACCAGCAUGACGAGCAUUAAGCAGUUUAUUAUAUAGAAUAUCAAGAACCUCCGUUGAUAAAGGUUAUCUACGUAUAUUCCUUAAUAUACCAGUAAUUAAAUUAAGUUGUUGUCCUUGAAUAAUCGGCUACGAAUUUGUGAAUUAACUGUAAUUAUUGUUGUGCUUGGAAACUGUCAAAUGUCUUGGAUUAACAAAUGUGCAAAAACACAAAUGAAUAAGGAACUAAAACAGCGACGCAACUAAUUUUGCUUAUAUACACACAUAAAAAAUUGAUAACGACGCUGAAAAUGCAUAUACACACAAAUAAGUUUACAAAAAUAUUUACAUAGUUAUAUAGUAAUGGUUUAUAUAAAAGAAAGCAACACACAACAUAAAAAAAAAAAUAAUUGUAAUAUUAAGCUAACAUUUACAAUAUGCAUACAUAUUUCGGCUCAUAUGUAAAUAUAUACGACGGCUAAUGUACACUUACAUACGUACAUUUAUGUAGUGCAAUUAAGUUAAAUAGUGAUUGUAGUGAUUAUCUUAUGCAAGAAAAAACGACAACUGCAGCUUUAUUGUGACUUUAUGUUUAAGUUACCGCAAAGUGAAAUAUUUGUUUAAUCAAUAUUUGAUAAUUUGCAAAAUUAGAGUACGUUAUACUUUCUUGAGCACACGAAGCCACACCUGAGUUGUUGUUUUCUUUUUUUUUUUGUUUUUUUAAUUUAUCACUAAAAUUUUGUCGCAUAAUAGUUUUUGUUAUACAAAUUCGCCAGUUUGAUGUCGGCUGCAGAAAUUAAUCAAAACCGAUCGCUUAGUGGUGAAUAACAGCGCCCGAUUUAAUGUAUUUCUUGAUAACUGUAAUUCAUGCUGCUUAAGAUGAGUGCAAGAACCCUUUAAUUGCAAGUAGGUAACUUAAUGAAAAAGCAGCCGCAUUUUAAAUAUAACCUUGAAAUUGCAUACCGUUAAAAGGUUACAUUUGGAGUUGUAAAUUUUUAUAUAAUUAUUAGACAUAAUUUGCGAAAGUAGCACAUAAUAUGGGACGUGAAAUAUAACUCUAAAUUUAGUAUUUAUAAACAUAUAUUAUAUAUUAAUUGAUGAAAUGCCUAACGUCAGCCAAAAGUAGAAAGGCGCAUUUUCGUUUAAGAGCAAUUUGAAAUUUUAUUCGUGAAGUGCUAAAUUAUGCCAGAAUACGCCUCAUUUAGAGAAGAAAAAAUAGAAACAUAAAUAAUGAAAUAAAAUAGCCGCCUAAACCCUCAUACUCACAGCUAAGCGCAUACAGAAACCAUACGGACAACAGUUAGAAAGUAAACGCAGUGCGCAGAAGUAGAAAAUAAAAUUACACAUUGACUUGAAAUGAAUGGCUGAAAAAUCAGAAAUUGUUAAAUGCGCAUAUUUACUGAUUCAUUAAACGUUAUUGAGUAUUUAUUGCUGACGAGUGUCGAGUGCGAGUCAAAAUAUAUUUUGUUGGCUAUUUUUUCUUUUAGCUAUUUUCAUCGCAGUUACUGUUAUUUAUUAGUUAAACUGAAAUAAAUCGAACAAAAGCAGAAUAUGCCUACACAAACCGUUACAUUACUCGUACAAAGAUUUAGUUUCCACAGUCAGAGUUAUACAAAUAUUUUAUAACUGUUAAUAGACAAUUAUUGUUUGCAACUCCCUUGUAAAUUUCGCUCCCCAUUAACUUCCCCUUCAAGCUUACCGCCUAAAGCGUAAAUAAAGUGUUCAAUAAUAAACCUGUAAUAAUUUAAAUUCCGUGUAAAGUGCGCCUUUUAUUGAUUUAUAAAUACAUAUACACACAAAAAUAUUAAUUUAAUAAGAUAAAUAUUAUUGACUUGUGGUAAUAACUUGCAAUGUAUAAACUACUUAACUAACUUUUUUGAAAAAUAAAUUAAGAAACAAAUAUGUAAGAAUGUGUUUAUAUUACCUGUUAGAUGAAAAUGAGUUUACGGAGUUAAGGGAGUUUGGCACAACUUAAGGGUCUCUGGCUCCAUCAAAAAUUGGUGAAGUCUUUAGUCGUGUGCUAAGCCACCCUUGAUGAUAAUUUUGUAGCGGCAUAAGACAUUGCUACCAUAUAUGUAUCUUUAUACCUAGCCUUGUGGUAGGUUAGUCAUUCGGUACUUUUGUCUGUCGCUGUUUUUCCUUUUGGUUAAGAGAUCACAACAUUUUUAUUAUCAUCUUGCUUUGUUAUUUCCCUCUUUUCCUUGCACAAUACAAACCGCUGGUAUUUUGUUAUUGUUAUUGUUGCUAAUAUAGAAGUCUCCCACGUGUUGCACGCUCUUUCGUCUCACUACUGCGCAGACGCUUACAAAGAGCAGAGGAAAUGUCAAAAUGUUCGCAAUAAUAAUCCUGAGGACUCAAAAUUUUUCCAGCGUCAAAUUGCUUAGUAGUUAUUUAGUUGCGGCCACGAAAUGUUGCGCUUCAGAAACAAGUGAAAAUCGUAGAGAAUUAAUGAAAUUAAAUACUUAGUAAUUAUUAUGCACAUUCAGACCCACAAAGUGGCAUUUAGUGGUGGUGAAAUUGACGUCGAAGAAAUUUUUUUGUUUUUAACAUUUCGUUGUUUGCUUUUAGGCGUAUAAAGUGAGAAACUUUCUGCAAAUAAAAAAUAUGCAAAAAGCGAAAAAACACUUCCGCAAAUUUUUGUAUACAAAGUUUUUCGGUCAAUAUAUCAAAUAUUAGCACUCCUUAAAUGUGUAUAUACACUCAUACACACAUAUACAUAUGUCUGUAUGUAAGAGGCAUUUUGCUUUGUGUACACAACAUGAAGGAAGAACUAUGACAGUGUUUUGCUCAAAAAACGGCAACAAUUAUUAAACUUGAAUUCAUUGCAACAUUACUUGCAACAUCACCUGACCUAUCGGUGAAUAACGCUGCGGAGAAGUGGCGGUGGCAACUACCAGAAGAAAAAAAGUAAUAUAGAGCAAUUGUAGUAAACGGUGUGACUAAGGAUGCUUAUACUCGUGCAUAUAUACAGUUAUGAUGUUCAUAUAAGCGUAUGUUGCCAGUGUGCUCCCUUCCGUUUCCACUAAACGUCAAGCUGACACUGAAAUGGAAAGGAUCAUGACCCAAUUUUGAUAAGCACGAAAGAAAAGACAAACAAGUUGACAGUAAUAGGAAUAUAAAAAACAGCACCCAAAUGAUAUUUGGUGAGCUAAAAAUAAGAGAAGUAAGAAAAAAGUUGUCGGAAAGUGGCACAACAAAAGUGUAAAAUAAUAAUUACUAUGUAAACUUCAGAAACGGUAAAUUUAACUUACUCUUGUUAAUCUCCCACCAAAUGCCAAAAAGAAAAAAACAAAAACUAACGAAAUUAUAAAAGAAAAAUAGUUUAGUAAAAAUUUAUUUAAAUUAAUUGAAAAUUAACGGCGAAAAUUACUAAAAGUACAAAACACACUCGAAAAAACACAAAAACAAAAAUCAAAUUCAACCCUACAACGUCAAAGUCACCCUUUGGUGGAGCCGUGAAUCCUUUUUGAUUGUGCAACAAAGCCACUGUAAUGCAUAGAGUAAUUACAGUUUCGAAUCCAUACUAGUGCAGCUAAUUAUACAUAAGCCAACCGCAAUUAAAAGUAACAACAAUAACAAAAUGCUGUAGUGCAACUGCUCGCUUGUCACGCUAGCGGUUGGAAAAGCAGUCGAUCAAAUAAUAUUUGUUGCUCCUUCGAGUUGGUUCCGUUGCCGGUUUUAGCACGCAAGCUCGACUUAUUUAAACACACAAACAUCCAUUCACAUAUAAGUACAUAUAAAUAUAUAUAUAAUAUAUAUAUUGGUUAUACGCUUCCAAUUAUGCUGCCUUGGUGGUGUUAUUUGCUGAUUACUGGGCUAGUGCUCUAUGCCCUCUUCGAACUUCAUUACUUCCUGCGUAUGUGCCUUUGUGUGAUUCUGGCGCGCUUCGUCAAGCGAAAGUGCCAUAUUUUGGAGACGACCACAGUUGCUGGCCUCUGCCUCACCAAUGACAUCGAUUGGCUGCUCUAUCACAUGAACAAUGCGCGCUAUUUGCGAGAAUUGGAUUUUGCACGCGUGGAUUUCUACGAGCGCACAGAUUUGUAUCGCACCAUAAAACGGAAAGGUGGCUCAGUUUUUCAGGGGGCAGCUACCAUACGUUAUCGGCGAUUUAUCAGACCCUAUCACCGUUUUCACAUACAAUCGCGCAUCAUCUACUGGGACGAACAAUCCGUUUACAUGGAGCAUCGUUUCGUGCGACCCUCCGAUCAAUUCGUGCACGCCAUUGCAAUUUGCCGGCAGCGCAUCGUCGAUUGCUCAGCGGAGGAGGUGAUGAAUGACCUGCUGGCACCCAAAAGUAUGCAACUGCAAGCGUCGCACAACACGGUUAGCUCCACAGUGAGCCUGGACAAUAGUGCGGUGACCACAACAAAUCUGGAUGUGGCCGAGAAUGGGCAGACGCGCGUAAAGUUGAAACCCGAUGUGCCGCCGGAGAUACAAAAGUGGAUUGAAUACAAUGAUUUGUCAAGCAAAAAUUUACGCUCGAAUUGCUGAUAGUUGCGGAGUCGAAAUGCUGAGUGCUUUGCUUAUGAUUAUGAAUGUCUAAAUACUCGUAUAAAACCUUAUACAUACGUACAUACAUAUGUAACUGCACUUAUUAUAUAUCAAAGAUAUGCCUAGAAGAAAGAAUUAUUUAUUUUUUGAGCUCAUUGAAGUAUGAAAAGUCUUUAAGAAAAAUAUUUAAUUAAGUUUUUAGUUAAUCAAUUUUUUUAUAGUCGGAUUACAUAUGUACAUCUAUGAAGCGCUAAAGCGAAAGUGUAUGCCAAUCUUUAAAAUAACCUACCUUUACUACUCGUAUGUGUAAAUGUGUGUAAAAGAAUACAAGUAAAUUUGUAGAACAAUAUGUGGAUCGUUUUAUUUUGAAAAAUUAAAGGUGCCCAUCUUUACUUAAUUACUUACUAAUAUUAUAAAUGUGAAUGUAAGUUUGCACAUUACGCUUUCUUGUCGAAACCUCUUAACCGAUCAGCAUGAAACUUUGUACUCAUACGCCUAAUGGUAUUUAAAAGAAAAAAACUACUUCUAAUUAAAAAAUAUUAUUUUUAUGUAUUGUAAAAAAAAAUUAUUUUGGCAUAUAUGAUUGUUUGUCGAAAAAUUUAAAAAUCUAAGAAAACAAAAAAGGCAUCGAAAGCGCAAAAUAGUCAAACGUGGGGGUUUCUGAUUACCAUCACCAACACGAAGAUGAUCAUCGCAGGAUAAUGUUCGUGCACAUAUGUACUAUGUAUUUAACGGGUGAUCCAAGUAGAGUUACCUCUUUCAAUAGCCUUUUUAUGACAAAUCGCGCGUCAGUCAAGCCACUCUACCUUCCCAAGCUUCACCGCUUCGCUCUAUAGGCUCUUGAAAAGUUCCAAGAAGAUCCGACGUUUUCAAGCUAAAUUUUGUUCAGCGAUGAGGCCCAUUUCUGGCUCAAUGGUCUUACUUGCUGCUAUAUAGUGCUGUUGUUAGAGACUUUCAGCGCUUCACUUAAUCUUGGCGUGUUGUGGAAAGCGGACGUGUGAAGAAGAAAACAACGAUACACAAAAAACAGCGAGAUGUCUUUCCUAGUUAUACUGCUCAUUCUCUACAUCAUUUGGGAUGUUAACUACUUCAUUCGUUGCAUUUUCACUGUGUUGGCGGGGCGCCUGUUCCAGAGUAAACGCAAGGUCACUGAUACCACAACAAUCUAUGGUCUCUGCACCUCACAGGAUGUGGACAUCUUCAUACGACACAUGAACAACGCGCGCUACCUGCGAGAGCUGGACUUUGCACGUUUCCAUUUCUAUGCGCUGACUGGACUUUAUGAGCAAGUGCGCGAGCGCAAAGGUGGCGCCGUUCAGGGCGCUUCGAGUGUGCGCUACCGCCGCACCAUACCCAUUUUCCAUCCGUACAAGAUCCAAACCAAGCUGAUUUGGUGGGAUGAGAAGGCUAUUUACUUGGAGCAAUCGUUUGUCACCCUCUCGGAUGGUUUUGUGCGCGCUGUGGCAUUAUCCAAGCAGUGCAUCACCAAUUGUGACGUCACCGAAAUAUUAAAGACCUUCCCUGAAGCAGCAACACGACCGGAAAUGCCGGCAGAGCUGAAACUGUGGUUGGACUCGAUUGAACUGUCUAGUCAGAAGUUGCGCAAGGAUAAAAGAGCGUAAAGCGGAGAGAGUGCUCUCUUUCUUAGUUUUAUAAACUCACUAUUUGGGUGUUUAGGCUUAUUUUUUUUUACCUUUUUCAACGAUCCAUUACUAACUAUGUGGACAGUGAUAUGGAAAUAAAGUUUUUAG